Molecule: messenger RNA, 2169 nt
Organism: Boeremia exigua
Lineage: Eukaryota; Fungi; Ascomycota; Dothideomycetes; Pleosporales; Didymellaceae
Exons: 4
Coding region: 1-2169 (722 amino acids)
Source: RefSeq, a predicted model, not a curated record
AUGUCCUCAAAAGCUCCACAGGAAUACGCACCUAUCCUCAACCCAAUCGAACUUCGACUUGACUCCCAAGACCUUGACGUCGCCGACUAUGGUGGAGAUCGAGAUAUCGAGCUGGACACGAUUGACACAGCUCACUGUGUCCAAGAUCGUUUAGACAAUUUUCGCUCAGCCGGCAAUGGUCUCGAUGUAGAAACAGCAGAGUCCACUGUGCCGCUCGUGUUACAAGACAGACUUCCUACCGCUCCGCUCCAAUCACCGUCAAAGCCACCAACAAUGUCGACAAUUGAAUUCUGGAGUCUGAACACAUUGGUCGUCUUUAUCCAAGGCCUUAUCAAAAGGUUCCAAGCCAGGCUACUAAGCCGUGGCUUUCACGGGUGGCGAACAGGUGUACUCCUAGGUAGCUGCAUGUCAGCUUCCGUCUUAUGUCUCAAUAUUGUCCUUCUCAUCGUUGGAUGUGUGGCCCACGGUGGUUUUCAUGAGGGAAUAUCCACCCUCGGAACCGGUACAAUCAGCGACAUCUCACGGUGGAGUACGGUGGUCCAUCUCUUGAUUAACGCUUGCAGCACGACCUUGCUGUCGGCUAGCAAUUACACUAUGCAGGUUCUGAACUCGCCAACACGGGAAGAGAUUGACCACGCACAUCGGAAAGGACAAUGGCUGGAUAUCGGUGUGCUCAGUUUCCGGAACCUUCGUCGUAUUACCUGGCGGCGAUCUGCAAUCUGCCUAUUGCUAGCAGUAUCGUCGAUUCCCCUGCACUUCUUCUACAAUUCAGCGAUUUUCCAAGUGUCUGAGUACAAUAGCUACAGAGUUGCGGCCGUGGAUAUAACAUCCCAAGAUUACGUGCACUAUAAUGCCAGCAGCGAUACGUAUUAUAACCUGACCAACACGCAAUGGCGAGAUGCCUAUUCCAUCGAACCUGUAUCCGGACACGGAAACUUGAUAUUCGCCAUUGACAGGCUGGCAUACGAGACAUCUAAACUGCCGACAAACAGAACAUUCCCUGCGUCGGAAUCUUUCUGGUGCGAUUACAAAAUCCUGCUGGGUUUGACAAAAGAGUCCUGGGAAUGGAUAAGAUAUGAUGGCUUUCCGCGUACAGAAUUGCAUCAGCUCAACAAGACCAAUGGCACACUAGUAACUGAAGUUUGGCCAAUUUCAGCACACGUUGCGCAUGCUUUUGCUGUCAAAACUCAACCAGCGAGUCGGUUACAAUUAAGCUUGUACUAUAUGCUUAUCGUAAUCUUUUUCAACACUCUCAAGCUUGCUCUCAUGGUCUGGGCACUCUUGCGCAAUGACCCGGAUUGCGUAGUAACACUGGGCGAUGCUGCAGCCAGUUUCUUAAAGCGCCCUGACCCGAUCACUUUAGGUUGUUGUAACCUGGGCAAAGAUGAGGCUCUUUACAAGCUUGGCUAUGACUCGUAUCACCACCUUCUGGAAGAAGAGCUGCAGGCGUCCUUGCUGCGCGCUCAAGGAGUAUGGUUGCCAAAGGAACGACGAUACUUCAGUGCUGUAGGGCGUGACAGACAUGUGUUCUAUUUCAUCAUGUUCGUGAUUCUGAUUUCUGGCACUUUCCUCAUAUUGCUGCUCGAAAUUAAUCAUUCCGGUGGCCUCAGCGCAUGGGGCACUUCGUCACGAAUUGUCAUUCCUACGAAAAUGGGGCCUAUGACAGAUGCUCUGUUAGUGAAUCUUCCGCAGUUCUUGAUUUCGUGGUCCUACAUUAUCCUUAAUGGAAUUUGUACAGCUAUGGCGAGUGCCCGAGAAUGGAACAAGCUAGCUACGUCCCGGGAAGGCCUCCGGGUUACCAUGCCUCAGGGGGAACAGCGGAGUACCUACUUUCUACAGCUUCCUUUGAAGCGGGCACUGCCACUGAUGACGACAAGUGGGCUCCUCCACUGGUUGAUGUCUCAAAGCUUCUUUGUUGUCAGGGCGAACUUGGAAGACGUGUCAAGUAGACUGGUGGGCGCUCGACGCAUGCAGCAGAAGAUGCCACUAGCGGCAUCCUGCAGUCUGGUCAUCAGUGCUGCAUGCCAUGCACCAAGUGAUGAGCAUGACCCUCAUCUGAAGAAGGUGAGGUGGGGUGUUAUCGAGAAGAGCCCGGGCAGUGGGUAUACACAUUGCUCGAUAACUGCAAAGGAGGUCCAAAAACCAAUCACUGGGCAGAGGUACAUGUGA